Messenger RNA from Symbiodinium sp. CCMP2456, 3693 nucleotides. The record is from the annotation of a GenBank genome assembly. NCBI's taxonomy places the organism in Eukaryota, Dinophyceae, Suessiales, Symbiodiniaceae.
AUGAGCGCCCUCGGCAACCUCUGCCUGCUCUUUGGUUUGCAAUGGCAGGCCGCAGGCGGAGUGGCGCCUGAAGCCUCGCAAAGUCAAUGGGCAGUUGCGGAGGACGGCAGCAUGGAGUCUCCCUCUUCCGGCCCUUCUCGGCUUCUACGCAGCGAGCGGGGAGGGCUGGCAGUCGGUGCAGACGGGAGACUUCAGCAAGGAGGCUCAGCGCCGCCUUCUCUGCUCGAACGUGAGGUGGCUGGAGCCACUGCUCAUCAGCCGGGUAAUGUCACCUUCGUUCCCAUGAGCAAAUGCCAAGAGGACCCUUGCGCGGACUGCCAGUGGACAGAUUGGGAGGUGUGGUCACCUUGUUCGGUCUCAUGCUCCGGUGGCAAGCGCAGCCGUCGCCGGGCCGUGAAAGUACAGGCGGAAGGCGAUGGUCAAGCAUGCAUCGGCAACUCCACUCAGACCGAGGACUGCGGCGAAGCCGCCUGCCCUGUGGACUGUGAGGUUAGUGAUUGGACCUCCUGGACUCCUUGCGCGCCGUUCUGCCAUGGCACAACGAACCGAAGCCGCAGCGUCCACCGGCAAGCUGCCAACGGUGGCCUGGCCUGCGGCAACCUGUCUGAGGUGAAGUCCUGCACAAACUUCUGCAUGGACUGCAAGCUCUCGGAUUGGAGCGAAUGGAGCAUCUGCACUCGGAGCUGCGCAGGCGGCUCACGAUCAAGGACGCGAAAUGAAGUCUUCGUGACACGGGAACAUCCUUCCAGCUCUUUGCUGGAGCUAGGUGCCCGCAGCAGGGCCUUUGGCUACGAGAAGAAACUGGGCCUGAGGUGUGAUGCGGGUCACCAGCGAACUCUAGAUGGGGCGGGAAAGACGCCACAAGAAGCGCAGGAAGCCUGCAGCGUGGAUCCGACCUGUGGCGGCCUCUACGAUAAAGGCUGCAACAACGGGUUGACCAUCUGUGAUGUCGGCAUGCUCCUAGAGCCCGAAGAGAAGUCGUGCUCCUAUGUCAAGAAGGAGAUUGGCGAGGGUGUGCCUUGCACCGGCGAGAUCAGCGAAAAGGAGGAGUGCAGCACACAAGCUUGUCCAGUAGACUGCCGCCAGUCCGAGUGGACCGAUUGGACAGAGUGCUCCCCAUGGUGCUCCGGAACCUCGAAGAGGACGCGCACCACCACUCGGGAGCCCGCAAACGGUGGUGUGGCCUGUGGUAGCAUUGCCGAGGUGCAGAACUGCACGAAUGUCUGUGUGGAUUGCGAGUGGGGGAGUUGGGUUGCCUGGUCAAACUGCCCUGUGAGUUGUGGCGGAGCGAAGCAGAAACGCAGCCGCAACGUGUUGGUGCAGCAAGCGGGUAGGGGAAAGCCCUGCCAAGGCAACUCUUCGGAAGUGCGUGGCUGCGGAGAACUGGCAUGUCCGGUGGACUGCAGCAUGGAGGACUGGACGGACUGGACGAGCUGCACUCCGUACUGCAAGGGGAGUCAGUCCAGAACUCGCAGCAUUCUCGUUGACCCCUUAAAUGGUGGAAAAGCCUGCGGCGAAACGUCCCUGGUCGUGAACUGCAGCAACGCCUGCGUGGAUUGUGAGGUUUCCGACUGGUCGGCUUGGACCCCCUGCUCGGUGAGCUGCGGGAGCGGCCAGCAGUCGAGGAAGCGCGUGGUCUUGGUCGAGCCCGAAGGCCAGGGUGCCCCCUGCCCAGCGGACUUGCUGGACGAGAAAGAGGGCUGCAAUGCCACGGAAUGCCCUGUUGAUUGUGCAUGGCAAGACUGGGCUCCAUGGAACGGCUGCCCAGCGACUUGUGGCGGUGCCAUUCAGAAUCGAACCCGAGGCAAGAUCGAAGAAAAGUUUGGUGGUGUGCCCUGCGAAGGGGAAGCCCUCGAGCAAGGCUCUUGCGCAGAGAUGGUGUGUCCGCAGGACUGCCUCUGGUCAGAGUGGGAAGCCUGGGGCAACUGCACCAAGCUCUGCGGCGGUGGGAAGCAGUCUCGCUACCGAUACAUAAAGCAAGAUGUGAUGGGAGAGGGCACCAACUGCACCGGUUCGGCCCACGAUGAGCGGACUUGCAACGAGGAUGCCUGCCCCAAGGAUUGCGAGUUUUUGGAUUGGGACGAAUGGAGCACCUGUUCUGUCAGCUGUGGGGCUGGCGGCAACAGGACUCGGUCCCGGAAGGUGGAUGCCGAGAUCAACGGCGGUGCGUCCUGUGACCCCGCGGUACCGCUCCAGGAAACAGUUGAGUGUGGCACUUCCGGCUGCCCGCGGGACUGUGCUUGGGGCGACUGGGGCACCUGGACCAACUGUAGCAAAACCUGCGGCUUGGGUCUGAACGCCGGUAUCACUACGCGCCAUCGGGUGCAAGCCAUCACUGCGGCCUUUGGAGGGAAGGCCUGUGAGGGCAAGACGGUUCACACCACCCGCUGCAACGAGGUUCUUUGUCCCGUAAACUGUGAAUGGGAACCCUGGACUGCAUGGACGGAAUGUGUGAUGCCCUGUGGUAGCAAUGGGACGAGGCAAAGGUCACGUGGAAAGACUCCGCCCGCACAUGGCGGAGAGGAUUGCGUGGGGGACUCCACGGAGACCUCGGCCUGUACCGUGCUGGGCGGCUGCUCGGUGAACUGCACCUGGGAGGACUGGAACGAGUGGACUGCCUGUUCGGCAUCCUGCGGAGAGGGGAGUCGAGUCAGGUUUCGCUUCGUAGCUGACGAGGCCCGUGGACCACAUGGCCAGGCUUGUCAUGGCCAACCCCAGGAGGACGAGUAUUGCAACCCUGGCAAUGCAUGCCCCGUCGACUGUGCCUUCAACGACUGGAAGGACUGGGGUGCUUGUGAGCCCAUGCCUUGUGGGCCUGCCAAGAAGCUGCGAGCGAGGACGAAGCUGGCGGCGCGCUAUGGCGGCAAGCCUUGCGAGGGCAAUGCCACAGAGGUGGAAGAGUGCACGGUUCCGGGAGGAAGAAUCAUUGAGUGCGACGAGAACGGCAAGCCUGUCACAUCGACCUCAACGACAUUCACCACCACAACUACAUUGACAACUACCACGCGGACCAACACGACCACGACAGUCACUGCAACAAGCACGACUACGCAAACCAUCACAAACACCACCACCACUCCAAGCACGACCACGGCCGCACCCAUCGUUGUCACUACGGUGGGGCUUAACCCGGAGUCGGCUGCUGCGGCGGUUGCUGCAACAGCGGAGGAGUCCGUGCAGGGAAGUGAAGAGUUGGAGGUGACGGAUCCGGACAAGUUCGUGAAGGACCCGGCAGCGAAGGAGGCCUUGAAGGAGGCCAUCGCCCAGGAGGUCGGCGUCUCUGUUGAUGCCGUGAUCAUCAAGGGCGAAACCGUCGAGCCGCAGGCCCCUGCGGUUCUCCUUCAAUCUCACGCAGGCAAGGCCCGUCGGAGAGAGACUCCCAGUGGUCGCGUCAACGUUAGCUAUGAGAUUGUCCCACAAAUGAGUGGCAAGACGGUUGACGAAGUCAUGGACAAGAUGGAGCAUUUGGAUCCACAAGAGGUGGCCGAAGUCCACGAGAAGAGCCUCUUGAGAAACAACGUCGCAAAGUACAGCGUCAAGGUUGAGGACACGAAGACAGUGGUGGUGUCCAAGUCCACUGGAAACACCGUUCGCGAGGCCGACCCACUAAAAUCCGGCUGCUCUGCGGUGGCGUGGUCGGCUCCUUUCGUGGUUUGGACGUUGUGCCAACACCUUUAUUUAUGGAGUUCCUGA